Molecule: messenger RNA, 511 nt
Organism: Staurois parvus
Lineage: Eukaryota; Metazoa; Chordata; Amphibia; Anura; Ranidae
Source: the annotation of a GenBank genome assembly
AAAACUCUGUUUUUAAAGAGGAACACUAAUGUCAUGGGACCUCCCAGAAUCCUCCAAGUCUCUAGUGAUGUCAAGAGUAACCCUCCCAGAAUCCUGCUCACAUCUCUGGUCAGGCCAAUAUCUUGUAACCCUCCCAGAAUCUACCUCACCUCCCUGGUUGGGUCAAUGUCCUAAAACCUUCUCAUUGUCCACCUUGCUUCUCAGGUCAGGUCAAUCUCAUGUAACCCUCCCAGAAUUCACCUCACCUCUCUGGUCAGGCCAGUGUCUUGUAACGCUUCCAGAAUCCACCUCACCUCUCAGGUCAGUUGAAUCUCAUGUAACCCUCCAAAAAUUCUCCUCACCUCCCUGGUCGGGUCAAUGUCCUAAAAUCUUUCCAGAAUCCACCUCACUUCUCAGGUCAGGUCAAUCUCAUAUAACCCUCCCAGAAUCCACCUCCCCUCUCUGGUCAGGUCAAUGUCCUAUAACCUUCUUAGAAUCCACCUCGCUUCUAAGGUCAGGUCAAUCACAUGUA